UGUAUUAUGCAUGAUAUUUUAUUGCUUUUUAUAAUAAACAUUUUAGGUGGUGGAGCAAUCGAAAUGGAAUUAUCCAAGUACUUGAGAGAUUAUUCUCGUACAGUAGCCGGAAAACAACAACUUUUAAUAGGAGCAAUGGCAAAGGCUUUAGAAGUUAUUCCAAGACAGUUGUGUGAUAAUGCUGGAUUUGAUGCUACUAAUAUCUUAAAUAAAUUAAGACAGAAGCAUGCCACAGGUGGUCAGUGGUAUGGUGUAGAUAUUUUUAAUGAAGACAUAGCAGACAAUUACGAAUCUUGUGUUUGGGAGCCUGCCAUUGUUAAAAUCAAUGCUCUGAUAGCCGCUACAGAAGCUGCUUGUCUUAUUUUAUCCGUCGAUGAAACUAUUAAAAAUCCAAAGUCGGGUGCAGAAGAAACAAAUGCCGCCAAAGCACUGACCGGAAGAGGAAGAGGAAGACCUCACUAAAAUUCCAUUCUAAGAUUAUUUAAUUGAAAGACUCAUUAAAUUCCAUUUUCUUUAAUAAUACAACAGCUUGUUUGGAAGAACAGGAAUAAUAAUGUUAAUGUUCAUUUUACAAGAUCCGCCACUAUUCAUUUUGAGUAUUUUUCAUUGUUUAAUUUUAUAAUAAAAUAAUUUAACAGU
This is a messenger RNA of Centruroides sculpturatus (bark scorpion), 639 nucleotides long. Its product is annotated as T-complex protein 1 subunit eta-like. Gene Ontology annotation, molecular function: ATP binding; ATP-dependent protein folding chaperone. The transcript has 2 exons. NCBI's taxonomy places the organism in Eukaryota, Metazoa, Arthropoda, Arachnida, Scorpiones, Buthidae. Bases 7 to 462 code for a protein of 151 amino acids. Gene Ontology annotation, cellular component: chaperonin-containing T-complex. Gene Ontology annotation, biological process: protein folding. The record is from RefSeq and is a predicted model, not a curated record.